AUGCGGUCAUUUGUGUCUCUGUCAUUCUCCUUCGCCAUCCUCUCGUCACUCUCUGCCGUCAUCACCGCCAGUCCAGCACCGCUUCCUCAAGGAUCAGAAGCCAACACCACUACCACGGCAUCCUACGAGAACCCCUUCACCGUCUACACGACAGAGACCAACUCUCUGGGCGUCAUCACGGGCAUGCCGUCCGUAGUGACAUCCCAGCCGUCCGUGGUGACCAGCCAGCCCGUCUCGCCCACCCUGCCCAGCUACUCGGGGUACGUGUACGCCAACAGCACCGCCGCUACGAGCAGCGUCGGCACCGAGACCGAGACGGCGACAUCGGCGGCGGGACAAAGCACCACCGGCUUGACGGGCUCAGUACCAUUGUCGACGACCACCACCCUGGCAACCAGUGCCGGCGGUUCAUCAUCAGCGUCGGCUACUUUUGCAGCGGCCACCGGCGGCGCGGUGUCCAACAAGGUCGCCGGUGCUGGGAUCGGGCUGGUCAUCAUGGGCCUGGGAUUCUCAUUGCUGUGA
This is a messenger RNA of Exophiala spinifera, 522 nucleotides long. RefSeq lists its product as uncharacterized. The coding region runs from base 1 to 522 and encodes 173 amino acids. The transcript has a single exon. Lineage: Eukaryota; Fungi; Ascomycota; Eurotiomycetes; Chaetothyriales; Herpotrichiellaceae. The record is from RefSeq and is a predicted model, not a curated record.